AUGAAUCAACACGUUCUAAUGAUUAAUUAUAAAUAUAAAGCAAAGUUCCCAUUCUAUUUAAUACUUAUAUUCUUAAUAACAUUAUUCACAUUAAUUACAAUUACAAUAAAUUUAAAUUAUGAACAACUACAAGAAUUUAAUUUUAUAACUUCCAAACAACAAAUUGAUCCUUAUAGGAAAACAAUUAUCUUUCCAAAUAGUUUCCAUUUACCUGAUUCAAAACUUAAAGAUUACUACAUUGAUACAUUACAGCAAACAUUAGAUUCAAAUGAUGUUUUAAUCAAAAAUAAAGUAUUGUUUAAACCAUCAAUAGGAGGUAUACCUUAUUCAUCACAAGAAAUUCAAUUAUUUAAUGCUACAAAUAAUAAUAAUAAUCAAGAAUGUUCUGAAUCAUCAUCAAAGAUAAAAGUAGAUAUAAGUCCAGCAUAUAAUAAAAAUACAAAUAUUACAAGAAUAAUUGAAAAUUUUAUAAAUGAAAAUAAUUCAUAUUAUAAUGAAUUAAAACCAUUUUUUCCAGAAAUUGAAAAUCAAUUAAAUCAAGGAAUUAUUGAAAAUUAUUGGUUUCAACUUAUCGGAAGUUCAAUUUGGUUAAAAGAAUAUGGUAUAAAUUUAAUGAUUUCAAGAAUUGUUUAUUCAAGUAAACAAAAUCAUGGAUUUCCUCAAUUUUCUUUAAGUUAUCUUCAAAUUUAUGAUAAUGAAUGGAAUGAAUUAAAUAAUAUAGAAUUAAUUGUACCUACAGAUAAUGAUGGAGAUGACGAGAACAAAAAGUUUAAAAUAAUGAAGUAUCCUAGUAUAUCACCGAUUCCUAUAUAUCAUAAUAUUAGAGAUUAUUCAAUUGGUAAACCUAUUGGAAUUGAAGAUCCAAGAAUUCAAUUAAUUAAAAAUGAAAAAGGAUUUGAAGAACCUAUAAUUAUAUUUAAUUCACAACAUUAUAAAAUCAAUAAAGAAAAAUCUAAACCAGGACAAGAGUUAAAAUACGAUAAAAAUAGAUCAAUUUUCAUUGGAUGGUUAUGGAAGAAUCAAAAGGGGAAAUUUAAUGUUGAAGAAAUAUCAAAUUCAAAAUAUGAUAAUUUUGAAUAUAUUAAAAUUAAACAUAUGGAAUUACCUAAUGAUGAACAAUCAGGAGUUGAAAAAAAUUGGUCAUUAAUGAUAAAUAAUCAAGAUAGAUUAACUUUUGGAUAUGAUAAGUAUAUAUAUUUUGUUUAUCAAUUUCUUAAUUUGAAAAUAUUGAAAUGUUCACUUCAAGAUGAUGAUACAACAUGUGAAUGGGAAUAUAAAGCAAAUGAAUCUAAAGAAGUUGGAUUAUUCCAUGGGGGCACAGAAUUAAUCAAUAUAAAUCAAAUCAUAGAAGAAGAUAACAAUCCAAAUAAACAAUUAAUGAAAUUACAACAGAAUAUACCUAAAGGAAGAGAAAUUUGGAUUGGAUUUGCAAGAGCAGUAUUAUUGCAUUGUGGAUGUGGUAGUACUAUGUAUAGACCAAAUUUAGUUAUAAUUAUGAAAGAUAAAUCAAAUUAUAAAUUAGCUUAUGUUUCAUCCUUUUCAGAUUUAGGUAUUGAAAUAUUACCAUGGUAUAAAAAUGGCAAGUUAUGUGAUGUUAAAAAUUUAAUUAUUCCUAAUGGGAUUUCUUCAUGGACAAUUGAUUCUAAUCCAAAAGGUAAUAUUAUUGAUACCAUGUCAUUUACAAUAACAAGAAGAGAUGCUACUGUUGAUUUGGUAUUUAUGAAAGGAUUAUUAACUGCUGUAUUGUUUGACUCAAAUAUGAGAUUAUUUGAGGAAGACCAUGAAAAUCAAAUUGGGUUUAAAUCUAAUCAUAAUAUCAAUUGUGCAUUGGCUGAAUCAAUGAAUUUUUGUAAGAAAUAUGGUAAAUUACAUAAAGAUUAA
Molecule: messenger RNA, 1881 nt
Organism: Candida tropicalis MYA-3404
Lineage: Eukaryota; Fungi; Ascomycota; Pichiomycetes; Serinales; Debaryomycetaceae
Product: beta-mannosyltransferase
Exons: 1
Coding region: 1-1881 (626 amino acids)
Molecular function (GO): mannosyltransferase activity
Source: RefSeq, a predicted model, not a curated record